GAAAUGAGACGCACACACCCUCUCUCCAGCAGGCAGCAAGACAUGUUAGUGACACCCCCGCACACAGGCGUGCAGUGAUGAGUGAGUGACAGAGAGACAGAGAGAGAGAGCGAGAGAGAGAGAGAGAGAGAGACCCGCACGUACACGCACAGUCGCCCACACGGACAGAAUCAUUGAGGGCCCGGGGGUGGGAGCGAGACCGUCCAGUCGUCUGGAGAACAUCCACCAACGUACCGGACUGGCUCCUCGAAAACCACAGGAUAUACGAUUUCAUCUCCAUCUAAUGGACCGCGGGAAGACGACGAUGCAGCCGAACGCCCCCAUGCGAGACCGGGAGCAGGAGGAAGGCGGAUGCUGUGAUUGCUGCAUCAAAUGCCUGGGCGGACUCCCCUACGCCUCACUGUUGGCCACCAUCCUCUGCCUAACUGGUCUUGCUCUGAUGUGCUCCUGUGGUCACAUCGCCCUGACUAACACCCUGGCUCUUGUGGAAAACCACUUCUCCACCACCAGGGAUCACCACAUCUCCCUCACCAAGACGAUCGAUAUCUUUCUAUACUGCAUCUAUGGCAUCGCCGCCUUCUUCUUCGUCUACUCCAUCCUCCUCCUGUCUGAGGGCUUCUAUACCACGAGAGCCAUCAAGAAGGAGCUUCAGAGCGACUUCAAAACCACCUUCUUUGGACGCUGCAUCACUGCCCUGUUUGUGUUCCUGAGCUAUAUCCUGGCCCUGUGCUUCAUUGGCAUCUUUGGCUUCACCUCCAUUCCGUACUUCCUCUACUACAACAUGCAGAAAAGCUGCAAUGCCAUCACAAACAGUGUUGUGUCUGAUGUCACAAGUAUCUGUGUGGACGUCCGACAGUAUGGUGUCAUUCCUUGGAAUGCCAGUCCAGGGGAAAUUUGUGGAACCCAACUGGUGGAAGUGUGUGACACAACUGAGUUCUACCUGUCCUACCACCUCUACAUGGUUGUGUUGGCUGGUACGGCCGCGACCGCCAUUGCGCUGAUUCACUAUCUGAUGAUUUUGUCGGCCAACUGGGCCUAUCUGAAGAGCGCCGCUGCCUUGCACGCGUACCAGGACAUCAAGACCAAGGAUGAUCAGGACGUGGAGGCCGAAGCGCGCUCCAAGGAGGGCCAGAACUCGUCCUACUCAUAAGGGCAGACCUCUUAAACCAGCCCACCUCAUUCCUCGCUCUGCCCUCCCACCUCACCACACUCAUUCUCCAUACUCCUUCCUCUAAGCCAAGCCACUGUCAUGCUUCCCAUGCCCGCCUCUCUGAUCCUCCAUCCUCGUCCUUUUCAUGGUUCAGAAGUGUAGGUGUGUUCUCACAGCAGAAGGGAAGAGAACUGAAGAUCAGAAGUGUCGGCCGACCCAGACAGAGGUGGUGCGCGGGGCUCCCCCAGACCAGAGCUCUCACACGUGGCACAUCAUCUCUGAAGCGUCACCUCGCCUGAGGCGCCGGCGGCGUACGGCUCGGCAGUGAUGGCCUCGCGCCCUGAGCCGGCACGGCCUCUCAACCUGCAGCUCCUAAAAGAAAAGAAAAAAAGAAAAGAAAAAACAUUGUUUACUGUCAGCUUCUGCCACAGGAAGCUGGGCAGCGACCAACUUGCUGUUACUUUUGGUGUUUUAUAUGCAUAUAUAAAUGAAUAUGGAUAUAUUGUGUGAAUGUGUGAGAUUGUUGUUGUUUUUUUAAUACUCUGAAAUGUAUGCCAGGUUCUCUUUUUGUGCUUUAUUUUUGUUUACUUUCCUCUUCAUCUUAUUGUAGAAAUCAAGCUGCUGUUGCAGCCUAAAGGGAACUGAACUCCAAUAACCCCUCCUCAGACCAACCUGCUAGAAUGAGGACUAUCCAGUGUGUUCAGGUAUCCCGAGGUCCUGCGUUUGACUGCGGUCAAGGUGUUGAACACGAUAGUGAGUGAACAUGAGCUUUAUCAACGUUAACUUGCCCAUCUAUAGUGUUGAUUCGGCCAUGGUGGAACUGCUUCUCGUGUGAACUCUGCUGGGUUGUUUUUGUCUUCAUCUAUCAUGACCAACUGACCCGCCAUGACCAAGUCACAGCUCUGUUGAAGGACUGGGAACCAGUGAUGGGUAGAUGAGGUAUCAUGAAACAGUAUUGCAGGGUUGGUGAAACAGUGUCCUAAAGCUCUCGGUUUGGAAACGAUGUGAUGUGUGUUACACUGAAUAAGUUGCUCAAGUCCAAAAACUUGACAGAGGACAGUGCCGUCUGGUGGCCUCCGAAUAUCAGGACACUUUCAUGAAACCUCUUCAACCCUUCAAUACCGAGUCAUGAAGCCUCAUCUACCUUUCAAUACCUAGAACGUCAGUCACCUGGUGAUGAGGCAUUGCACUUCACCAAUAUAUCCACCAGGGUGAGCAUAAUUUGGAAACAACCAACUUCAAAAAAACAUGGUGACUGGAAGAAGUAUUCCUGUUGUACCUCUGGCCACAAAGGAAGAAAGUGAGGACGGAGAAUUUCCGCCAUUGUCUUCCUCAUGUCAUAUUAGAGCUAUGUAUCAGGUAGUAACAGCAACACUGCCCCCCGCAUGGUUUCUGGUGGUUUGGUCAGUCUCUGUAAGCAUUGUAGAAAGGUGCCGAAAUACGGAGGAAGUGAACGCAGUACAGAAGGAUCUGUCUGUGCCUUGAUCGGUACACGACAUGGAGCCUAAAUGAUCAAUAAGGUUGGAGCUGAUUUCUUGGUGGCCGCGUUACCGUCCUCAGGUCCUUCAGACUCACUCUGUCCGGGGUCCCGAUCCGGUUCCAGUUUGAAUGUGCUGGGGACCUGAAUGUCGUUGCACCACAUCAGCUCAUGGAUUGGUGUGUUAGGAAUGAGGUUUAGCAAGCGUGAUGCAAUGUUUCGGUGUAGAGGUCUUUGAUGAGGAAGACCAGGAAUAAACCCAACUUUCGGGACCAGUUGUGCAAGCGUGCCACACGGCUAUGUUGUGGUUGACCCGAAAACACCAAGUGAAAUUUGACCCCUCGGUUCACUUUUGCUUAACAUUUGAUUCUAGGUUUUUGUUUUUUUUUUCUUACGUUCUGUAGCCUUCACCAGCGUUUCAAAGUUCUAACAAAUAAACAUUCCUUUUUGUAAACAUAAACACCUCAGGUAUCAAACCAAAUCUACUUUAAUUGUACUUUCCCCCACUUUUUCAACAUUUAUAGCGCUUAACCUCACCGGGACGGUGCACUGUCCCAUGUGACUCGUACACAAAAGGAAUCCCAUUUUCUAUCAAUUCUUUGUUUUCGUGGGCAGAACUCACAUGUAAAUAGCCUCAUCAGUGUUUGGCUUUUGUUUUCCCCUCAAAAUUCACAUCAAUGUUCCCUUUUAAAUUCGGUGUUUAGCUCUAGUUCUGUUGGAUAUGGUCAUCGUAGCGUGGUUUCUGCAAUGAAACGUAAGCGUGCAGUGGUGAUUUAUCAGUGGGUGGGUUGAGGUGCUUCUGUUCUAUUAUAAUAAUCUAUCAAUAUGAAUACGACGUUUUGUCGCUUGACUCUGAUGUCUCCUGUGAUUUUUAUUCAUUUGGUAUUUUUUGGUUGAAGCCAGACCAACAGGUUUCAGCAGUUCUCAUGAGCCACACGGACUGUUCUGGAUGUUUACACUCCAUCAACCCAGUCAGGAACCUUCAUUUCAUAUAGUCCACUCUAGUUUAGAACAGUCAUGGACACUAUUGUGAAUUGCUCAUGGAUGGUUUGUAUAUCCUGAAAAAGAAUUAAGCAUGUCAGUAUCGUCCAGGUGUGCAGCCGUCUUCUCUGUAUAACAAAGGACUCUAUUGCCACAUGUGUUCUGUUUGAUCAUCUGCACUGUUUUGCGGCAGGUUCGUGUAAACACCAACUCAAAAGUUCCUCCGAGACGGUGCGUGUCAGGGUGUUGUUGUUUCCUCGUUACUUGCAUGAAGGACACAUGACUGUCUUUGCAGCUGUCAGGUGAUGUGUAGUCGACUAUGAUAGGCCCCGUCCUCUCUUUUCUAAAUCUCCAUUGUGCUUUGAUGGCAUCGUAGACCCCUGUAGGUGCUCCAUUCUGCUUUCACUUUCAGUUUCAACGAUUCUCCAAGUAUUUAGUGAUGAUUUUUGUAACCUUCUCUAGUAAAACCGAUAUUUUUAUCGUGC
Synchiropus splendidus (mandarinfish) is the source of this 4093-nucleotide messenger RNA. RefSeq names its product neuronal membrane glycoprotein M6-b-like. The coding region runs from base 284 to 1150 and encodes 288 amino acids. Gene Ontology annotation, cellular component: myelin sheath; plasma membrane. Gene Ontology annotation, biological process: axon development; central nervous system myelination. Lineage: Eukaryota; Metazoa; Chordata; Actinopteri; Syngnathiformes; Callionymidae. The transcript is spliced from 7 exons. Gene Ontology annotation, molecular function: structural constituent of myelin sheath. The record is from RefSeq and is a predicted model, not a curated record.